Aspergillus versicolor CBS 583.65 is the source of this 1455-nucleotide messenger RNA. RefSeq names its product sugar porter family MFS transporter. Gene Ontology annotation, cellular component: membrane. NCBI's taxonomy places the organism in Eukaryota, Fungi, Ascomycota, Eurotiomycetes, Eurotiales, Aspergillaceae. Gene Ontology annotation, molecular function: carbohydrate:proton symporter activity. The transcript has 8 exons. Bases 1 to 1455 code for a protein of 484 amino acids. Gene Ontology annotation, biological process: transmembrane transport; carbohydrate transport. The record is from RefSeq and is a predicted model, not a curated record.
AUGAACCCUCACUUGUAUCAGCUCCUGGUGGGCCUGUUUGCCUCUCUUGGGUCGUUCCUGUUUGGCUAUGACCUUGGCGUCAUUGGCGGAGCUGUCGCCUCGUCUUCCUUCAUAGCAACCUUUCACAACCCCUCGGCAAACGAAGUCGGUGCCGUUGUGUCCGUCUUCACCGGAGGGGCCUUCUUCGGUGCGGCUGUCGCAGGCAUCGCUGCAGACCGUCUUGGUCGUCGCUGGACGAUCAUUCUGGGCUCGGUGAUAUUCAGUCUUGGAGGGGCGCUGCAGACGUCUGCCCAGAACCUUGGAUACCUCUACGGUGGCCGGUCCGUCGCGGGUCUCGGGGUCGGGGUUCUCGUCAUGAUCAUUCCUCUUUAUCAGGCUGAGAUUGCCCAUCCAGCUAUUCGCGGGCGUCUGACCGGCCUACAACAACUUUUCAUUGGAUUGGGAUCCACGACCGCAGUGUUCACCGCACAUGGGACGGUCAGCCAUCUUGCCGGUAACAACCAGUGGCGUGUGCCUCUCGGCAUUCAGAUAGUCCCAGCCGGUGUUUUAGGAGCCCUGAUACUCUUGUUCCCAGAGUCUCCCCGCUGGCUCAUGGAUCACGACCGACACCAGGAGGCGCUCCAAACGCUGGCAAAACUUCACGCCGACAAUGACAUGAACAACACCUGGGUUGUGGCAGAAUUUGAGCAGAUCAAGAGGACGAUCCAAGAUCAAAAGGAAAACGGGGCCUCGAGUUUAUAUGAGCUUUUCAAGGACCCAGCAUCUUUUCGACGACUAUUCCUUGUGACGGCCCUACAAGCGUCCGUACAGAUGACGGGAGUUUCUGCCAUCCAAUACUUUGCCCCGAGUAUCUACAAGCAGGUCGGUGUUGGGACGGCGCAGUCUCUGUUGUACCAAGGCAUUUCGUACGGCUGGGGCAUUGCUGGUCAACUGUGCACCGUCCUCUUCAUCGACCGCGUCGGACGACGUUGGCCCCUGAUCAUUGGGAAUCUUACUUGCUCCGUCAGUUUCAUUGUCACGGCCGCCCUCGCCCUCCUGUGGACGUUUCUCGUGUUUAGUUGGAUCUUUCAAUUCGCCUUCUCCAUGUGCUGUGGCUCCCUCUCCUGGGUCAUUCCCGCGGAGAUAUUCGACACCAAAACACGAAGCCACGGAGUCGCCAUCGGCUGUCUUGUGAGUUUUGCAUUUAACACCAUGAUCGGGCAAAUCACAGACCUUGCCAUUUCAUCGCAGGGCUGGCGGUAUUUCCUCCUCUUUGUCAUCUGCAACGUCACCAAUGCUAUUUUCUUCUGGGCUUUUCUGCCGGAGACCAAGGGCGUCCCUCUCGAAGAGAUGAAUCGCCUGUUCAAAGAGACUGGUUGGUUCAUUCCUGGCCAAAGAUCCCGACAUACCACCGAGCUCGCGGCCACGCAAGUCGAGGAGAAAUCUGGCACUGCUCAUAUCGAGACCUCAGCCUAG